Molecule: messenger RNA, 2138 nt
Organism: Nycticebus coucang (slow loris)
Lineage: Eukaryota; Metazoa; Chordata; Mammalia; Primates; Lorisidae
Gene: SLC22A6
Product: solute carrier family 22 member 6
Exons: 10
Coding region: 296-1957 (553 amino acids)
Biological process (GO): transmembrane transport
Cellular component (GO): membrane
Source: RefSeq, a predicted model, not a curated record
CUGCCCAUGGAAGGGUCAGGGGUACAGCAGACCCUGAAAGCUGAGCUUUCUCCGACCCCCGAAGUAAGGAAAAGCUGUAAGGAGAAGGGAGGGACAGAGCAGGGAGUGAGGGGAAGAAGGAGGGGCAGGCUGCUGUCCCCCCACAGAGCCAGCUCAGACUCAGCUCUAGCAGCAACCCAGCUGCAGAGGCACCGGCAGCCCUGCUCCUCCAGAGAAGGACGGCAGGCAAACAGACAGACAGAGGUCCCGGGACUAGAAGGCCUCAGCUCCUAACAGCUCGGCCGGGCCUGGCCCCAUGGCCUUCAAUGACCUCCUGAAGCAAGUGGGGGGCGUCGGCCGCUUCCAGCAGAUCCAGGUCACCCUGGUGAUCCUCCCCCUGCUCCUGAUGGCCUCCCACAACACCCUGCAGAACUUCACUGCUGCCAUCCCCACCCACCACUGCCGCCCACCUGCCUACGCCAACCUCAGCAAGGAUGGGGGACUGGAGGCCUGGCUGCCCCAGGACCAGCGAGGGCGAAGGGAAUCCUGCCUCCACUUCACCUCCCCGCAGUCAGGACCGCCCUUCCCCAAUGGCACAGAGGCCAACGGCACAGGGGCAACUGAGCCCUGCACCAAUGGCUGGAUCUAUGACAACAGCACCUUCCCAUCCACCAUCGUGACUGAGUGGGACCUCGUGUGCUCGCACAGGGCCUUACGCCAGCUGGCCCAGUCCUUGUACAUGGUGGGGGUGCUGCUCGGAGCCAUGAUGUUCGGCUACCUGGCAGACAGGUUGGGCCGCCGGAAGGUGCUGAUCUUGAACUAUCUGCAGACAGCUGUGUCAGGGACCUGCGCGGCCUUCGCACCCAACUUCCCUGUCUACUGUGCCUUCCGGCUCCUCUCCGGCAUGUCUCUGGCCAGCAUCGCCCUGAACUGCAUGACGUUAAAUGUGGAGUGGAUGCCCAUCCACACGCGGGCCUGUGUGGGCACCUUGACUGGCUACGUCUACAGCCUGGGCCAGUUCCUCCUGGCCGGCGUGGCCUAUGCUGUGCCCCACUGGCGCCACCUGCAGCUGCUAGUCUCUGUGCCUUUUUUCGCCUUCUUCGUUUACUCCUGGUUCUUCAUCGAGUCGGCCCGCUGGUACUCCUCCUCUGGGAGGCUGGACCUUACCCUGAAGGCCCUGCAGAGAGUGGCCCAGAUCAAUGGGAAGCAGGAAGAAGGGGCCAAGCUGAGUAUGGAGGUGCUCCAGGCCAAUCUGCAGAAGGAGCUGACGGUGGGCAAAGGCCAGGCCUCGGCCACUGAGCUGCUGCGCUGCCCGGUCCUGCGCCGCCUCUUCCUCUGCCUCUCCAUGCUGUGGUUUGCCACCAGCUUCGCCUACUAUGGGCUGGUCAUGGACCUGCAGGGCUUUGGAGUCAGCAUGUACCUAAUCCAGGUGAUCUUUGGUGCUGUGGACCUGCCUGCCAAGCUUGUGUGCUUCCUUAUCAUCAACUCCCUGGGUCGCCGGCCUGCCCAGAUGGCCUCACUACUUCUGGCAGGCAUCUGCAUCGUGGUCAAUGGGGUAGUACCCCAGGACCAGUCCAUUGUCCGAACCUCCUUUGCUGUUCUGGGGAAGGGCUGCCUGGCUGCCUCCUUCAACUGCAUCUUCCUGUAUACUGGAGAAUUGUACCCCACAAUGAUCCGGCAGACAGGCAUGGGGAUGGGCAGCACAAUGGCCCGCGUGGGCAGCAUCGUGAGCCCACUGGUGAGCAUGACCGCCGAGCUCUACCCCUCCGUGCCGCUCUUUAUCUUCGGCGCUGUUCCCGUGGCCGCAAGCGCCGUCGCUGCCCUUCUGCCGGAGACUCUGGGCCAGCCACUGCCGGAUACAGUACAGGACCUGGAUAGCAGGAGGAAAGGGAAACUGAGGCGACAGCAACAAGAACAACAGAAGCACAUGGUUCCACUCCGGGCCUCAGCACAAGAGAAGACUGGACUCCAGGACUGAGAAGGAGCCUUACAGGGCCCUAAAGGGAGUGAGGGUGCUCCGGUCCGGGGCCACUCACACAAGGAGGGGGAAAGGGAGAUGGUGGCCCAAGGAUGGGGGCUGUGGUUCUGGGAAGUAUCUCCCCAGGGGUCCUCCUCCCUGAACAGACCCCGGCAAGACCUCAUUAAAAGGUUCGGUUGCA